Molecule: messenger RNA, 3576 nt
Organism: Heterobilharzia americana
Lineage: Eukaryota; Metazoa; Platyhelminthes; Trematoda; Strigeidida; Schistosomatidae
Source: the annotation of a GenBank genome assembly
AUGCAUGUAUUUCGGCUUUGCCUUCUCUUAGGAUGUAUAGCGCCGAGUAUUCUUAAUGCAUGGCAGCUCGCUUUUGUGACUCCAAAUUUUGUUGGAUAUGGUGAAGCUGGUUCUGCUAAUAUCACUGUUUCCUAUGAUUUAUAUUCCGGUCGAAAAGUGGUUCAGAAAACAUUCAGUUUUAUCCUUCUCCUUGAAAGAUAUUCCUAUCCACGAAGUAUACCUGGCUUUUGGUUUAUCAGUGCGCUUCAAAAUAUAAGUUUUGAAAAUCUUUAUCGUGUUAUUACUUACACCCAAACAGCCAGUGAUUCCAAAAUCAGUAAUGCAACUUUGAACACCAGCGUUUAUGGAUUGUUAUUUUUGUCCAGGAAUAAAGUAACGGGUUAUGUCAGUAUACCAUCCUCAGAAAUAUAUCCUUCUGGCGCUACAUUUUUCAUCAAACCAGUAAAAUCAAAACAACGAAAUGACUAUCAGUCACUUCACUCUUCGACUAUACAUCAUCAGUCCAGUAUUCCACAUAACUUGACUAUAUAUCCUGUGGAUGUGAUAACUUUAGAAAACCAUAUUCCACCGUCUUCCCUCAUUGAGAAUCCGAAUCAGGUGAAACGAUCUUCUGAGACAUCAAUAAAUACUCCAACUUUGGAUACUGUGCGUGUUGUCCACCGGCCAGGUGAAAUAGAACCAUACAUUAUGGAAUUGUUUAUGGUUGUGGAUGAAACUUUGGCUGCUGAAUUUCGUGGACAAUAUGAUCAAUUGGUCCAUCGAGUUAAUCUUAUUACGGCACUUGUAAAUAAAUUAUUUGCUCCGUUCAAUAUUGUGAUAGUUAUUGUUCGAUUAGAAAUUUGGGAACAGGAUCGUAUUAGUUUAAAAGUAGAAGAGCAUCAUAUACUUACUUCAUUGGCUCAGUUUAAGCGUAUGCAUACCGAUGUACGCCAUGAUUGUUUACACGCUCUAUUAGGUACUAAAGAACAAGGGUCACGAACUCGUGGAAAGGCUAAUCACAUGACUAUGUGUAUUUAUUCUCGUUGUGUUGGCUAUAGCAGAGUUUCCCCUUCAUUUGAUGUCGUCGAAACAGCGCGUACUAUGGCACAUGAACUUGGGCAUAAUUUUGGCCUAAGACAUGAUACUGAAGAGUGUGAAUGUCAAGGCUGUAUAAUGGCUACUGGUGUAGAAUUUGGUACAACUGUAAUGGAAUGGUCACCGUGUUCUAUGCGUGAUUUACCAGGUCUACUGAAAUAUGGAAUGGGUGUUUGCCUGCAUGAUUUACCUACACGUGGAAGUGUUUCAGUCAGCUCCUUUUUGCCGAAUUCUAAGUCAACCAAGAAAGGUAGUAAUAGUAAUCCCCAACUUAAUACGUCUAUUCCAAGUGUUGUACAUAUUUAUGAUUGGCAAAGUGAAAGUAAACGAAUUCCAACUAGUCGUUUGUUGACUACAGCAAGACGACGUCAUUCCAUUCCAUCUUCUAAUCAGUUUGUGAAUGGGUUAUGUGGGAAUGGACUAUUGGAUCCUGGGGAGGAAUGUGAUUGUGGUACUCGAGAUGCAUGUCCAAAAGAAUGGCAGGCCUGUUGUAAUCCAGCACGCUGUAUGCUACGUGACGGUUCCGAAUGUGCUGGUGGUCCAUGUUGUGAUAUUAUUAAAACAGAUCCUUAUCAGAAUGGCAGUCAGUCAAGUAUCCAUUGUAAACUGAAAUCUGCUGGUACUAUUUGUCGUAAUCAAUCAGGUAGUUGCGAUUUACCAGAAUACUGUGACGGUCAUAGUCAAUGGUGUCCAGCAGAUGUGUACAAAGCUGACGGUGAAUUAUGUUAUACAGAUGAAGAUCGUCGUGCACAUUGUGUCCGUGGAGGUUGUCGUGAAGCUGAUGGUUGGUGUCGUGUAUUAUGGGGUAAAACAGGAACACUUGGUGAUAAAUAUUGUUUUUAUAAUAAUGAAGUAUGGGAUAGAAAACCAACUGUGGAUUCUGUAGCAAAUUGUGGAAUUUAUCGACCACCUCCUAGGGAUAGAUGGGAAGAUGUAAAAACAUGGACAGGCAAAGCUUGUGAGACAUGGCAUGAUACAUCCUGUGGACGCUUGUGGUGUCAUCAUCAAAAUGAAAAAGCUAUGCUUUUAGGUUGGGUUCAAUCACAAACUCGUGUUAUUCACUCAACAGGUCGAUCCUGUUCAGCACUAGUUUAUGAUCCAGUUUGGCCUGCUUCGGAUUCUGUUACACAGGAUAAAAGUAAAUUAUUUCAAAUUAAUCCAAAUGGUGCUGGAUUCGGACUGUAUGCAGGAAACACUCAAGAUGCUGGUAUGGUUCCCGAUGGAACACCUUGUUCUCGUGGCUUCUGUUACAAUGGCUCUUGUAAGUCAGUGGAUGAAAUUCGAUCUCCUCACUCAUGUUACUGCAAUGGCCGUGGAAUUUGUAAUAAUUUAGGACAUUGUCAUUGUACACCUGGCUAUAAACCACCGUAUUGUGAAGAAGGUGGAAAUGGCGGCAGUAUAGACAGUGGACCACCUCCAGUAACAAGUAUCAAAGACAAUACACUACUUGUUGUGAUAUGUCUACUCUUCUUUGUCAUCCUACCACUGGUUGGAUUUGCAGUCUACUUUUUAUUUAUACGUUCCGGUAAAUGCAUAUUAAGCACAUCAAAAGAAUUCAUUCAUACAAGCAGUGGAUUACGUAACCCAUGCGAUAGAAGUUGUACAGAAUGCAUUUGUCAUUUAUGCAGUUUCCUAGCAUCGUUUACAGAAUUACUUUCAAAGUCUAGUCGAACAGUGACCAGCAUAAACACGACGUCACCAAUAAUAGCCAGAAACGUCGUAAUAAAUCCAAGCAAACCAGUAGAUUCAAGAAUCCCUACCCCUUACUCGCAUACACAACGGAUGUACAAGACACAUCGGAUGGAGACAUCAUCAAAGGUCAACUUUGAAACAUCAACAACAGACAAAAUAUCAUCCAAUUUUGUCACAGCCAAAACAGGUUCACAUAAACUUGGGAUACCAAACAACACCAUUUUCACUGGUUCAGAAACAGCAAGAACAGCAAAGACAACACCAAAGAAGUGUCACUAUGGAGAACUACAAACAACGAUCUCAACCGUAAUCUCUAAAUCUAAUCAGAACGAAGUCAACGUGCAAGAUAAAAGAGCUACUCAGAUGACUUAUCCAAAAUAUGUUGGUCAAACUGUACAUAAAACCAUUGAAUCACAACACAGUCAACCGAAUGGAGCAACAGUAAAACCGAGUACAUUCAUUUCGGAACCACGUCUUGAAACAAUGACUUAUGAUGGACCAAUGUGUUCUUUAAAUGAUCCAGUUGUUAUCGAUACAAUUAAACGUAAAUCAAAAGAUAGACUGGUUACAAAAUCAAAGUGUACAAGCUUAACAAAUGAUUCACAACCAGAAAUUACCAUUAAACAAAAACCUCAACAAAAAUUACUUAAUAAUCCUGUGUAUGCAUUGCAAACAACUACAACACUACCUGUACGCCCACCACUUUCAUCUAAGGAUAUUUCUGAACCUCUAUUACAAACAACUACAUAUAAUGAAACACUUUCAGAUCUGCAAACAGCCAGAUUAAAACUGUCAAAAAAAAGUAUUUGA